Messenger RNA from Hemicordylus capensis (graceful crag lizard), 1588 nucleotides. Its product is annotated as linker for activation of T-cells family member 2-like. NCBI's taxonomy places the organism in Eukaryota, Metazoa, Chordata, Lepidosauria, Squamata, Cordylidae. The record is from RefSeq and is a predicted model, not a curated record. The transcript has 6 exons. The coding region runs from base 270 to 566 and encodes 98 amino acids. Gene Ontology annotation, biological process: B cell activation; immune response-regulating signaling pathway.
AUCGGAUAAUCAAAAGCUAUCAAUGGCCCGUAGAGUCCGCCUCUACGUAGCACCUCUGGUCUCUCUGAACUCUUAUCAGUCUGGACUUGUCAAUGGUGUGUUCCUUAUCUGCAGUUACCUGUGCACUAAUCACCAAUAAAUUGUAUUUUCAGGAACUCAAAUGGUGGAGCAAGAGUAUAUUGAACCUCUCCAUUCAGAUUAUUACAACUGCCGAAAUUUCUUAAGGCCGCCGAGAGGUAAGUCCGUGGGUGAAGUGAACGUAGGAACAAAUGAACAGCCCUGCUGGAUCAGGCCCAAGAAGGCCUAUCCAGUACAGCAUCCCGUUUCCCACAGUGGCCUACCAGAUGCCUCUGAGAAGCCCACAGGCAAGAGAGCAAGAUUCCUGCUCUUACCAGAAUGUGGCCAGGCCUUUGCGAAGCAGUGGAUGUGUCUUAGCAGAGGUGGGCAUCUAUGAGAAUAGCUUGGCUGUCCAGCUGCAGAAGAGCCCACAGACUUCAGAAAGCUCCGAGGAUGACGAACCAGAUUACAUCAAUGCAGAGGUUGAUCCAAACAGCUUUCCUGUCUAAGAGAUGUCAAGAGAUUCAAUAAAUGCUGAUGUUCACCCUUCAUUCCACACCAUGCAGAAGAACCUGGUCUUCAGCAAAAGAUUCCCGCUGAUGUGAGACUCUAAGCCAACACAGCACCACAGGCUUGCUCCGGAAGUGGGACACACUCCACAGACUCUAUUCUAGAGGGGAGAAAUCCCCUCUGGAAAAAAGGCUAGUGGCGUUCCAAGCUUUCAAGCGCAACUCCACGUUAGUUUGAGAACGGCUCGCUUCGCCUCGGGUUUUCAGCUGCAACCAAGUGUCUAUGGUGCAUUUGGCAGUUUGCACCUUAAAAUGAUGAGCUAAGGUGUGAUCCAAAAACAGAUUUAAAUGAGGUACCAUGCAGGUUUUAUCAUUUAAGCCAUUUGGGUGGCACAGAUAAGCGGUGGCGUACGAGGAUUAAAUCAGUCGAUGAAAUAAAAAGCACGAGGUUCCUUGAACUGCAUGCAGUUCCGUCAGAAUUCCCCAAAAGGGAAUCCAGUUGGAUGAAGUGUGGUCAUGAUCAGGAUAUGCAUCUUCGGGGUCUGUCCCCAUGUGGCGAAAGAAUGGAAGGUUUGUCAUCUCCAGUGAGUUUAUUAUAAAUGUUGCAUAACGGAGGAAACGUCAAAUUUAUUUCUAGGCAGGGAACAUGGGAAGCUGCUGUUUACUGAGUCAGACAUUGUUCUAUCUAGCUCAGGAUUGUCUGCUCUGACUGGCAGCCACUCUCCAAGGCUUCAUAAGAACAGCCUUGCUGGAUCAGACAAUACAAGGCACAGCUAGUCCAGUGUCUUGUUUCAGGCAGGAGUCUUUCCUUGCACUACCUGGAAAUGCUGUCGGGGAUUAAACCAAGACGUUGUGCAUGCAAGGCCGAUGCUCAUCCACUGAGCUAUGGCCCAAAAUCAGAAUAUUUUAGCAAGCUGCUGUAUACUGAAUCAGACUGCUGGUCCAUCUAGCUCAAUAUUGUCUACACUGACUGGCAGCACUUCCACAAGGUUCCAGCUCUCCUCCCUAAACAAAAGGAGAGA